Molecule: messenger RNA, 1408 nt
Organism: Misgurnus anguillicaudatus (oriental weatherfish)
Lineage: Eukaryota; Metazoa; Chordata; Actinopteri; Cypriniformes; Cobitidae
Gene: svip
Product: small VCP interacting protein
Biological process (GO): positive regulation of autophagy; negative regulation of VCP-NPL4-UFD1 AAA ATPase complex assembly; negative regulation of ERAD pathway
Cellular component (GO): endoplasmic reticulum membrane
Source: RefSeq, a predicted model, not a curated record
CGGGGCGGAAGCUCCCGAACGGCGUUGGAGCACCAAGGGGCGUGGCAUUCGCUGUGACAGAAUACGUCCCACUUUUUAAGUUCACGCCCAUUUGGAGAUCUCCGGUUUGCCGUUAUAUCUCAUUGCUUAGACAGCUGCAAAUUUACCAUUAGCUCAACAAAUUCUGCCUAUUUACCAUUAUACACGAAACCCAUAUGUCAGAAGGCGAGAAACGUAUUGAGAAAGAGGUUUGCUGAGGGUUGUGUCAGUCUUUCAAUGUAGUGAUGAUGUAUCAAUAGCAUUAGCGCGCUAAAGCAGCUCAGUGCAGCUUUGUUUACAUCGUUCAGUUUCAUAUUUUUAAAAGCCUGUGGACAAUUGGACGUCAGCAUGGGGAUGUGUUUGCCUUGUCUGAGUGGAGCUGAGGAUGAAGUGGUGGUCACACCAGACCCUGAGACAAGGAGAAGACAGCUAGCGGAAGCUGCAGAGAAGCGACAGAAAGAGACGACAUACAGAGGCAUCAAAAAUCCAGAAGCCUUGGACAGGAAAAAGAAGAAACAGGAAGAAGUGGAGAAAGAGGCCUUGAAUCCUUUACCUUCUGUAGGUGGUGGGCUAAAGUGGCAGGUCGGCUAGGCUGAAAGGAGGAUCAAUAGUGUGUCUACAUUGGAGAUCAACCUUCAUCUGCAGUAUUUCCAAGAAAUUUUUGAAGUUUUUCUGUUCUUUUUUUCAUGUUUUGAAGUGAUGCUAUAAAGGAAGUGUGCAUAGAGACUAUAAUUUUUGCCAAGCUCUUCUUUCAGGCCUUCUGACUGGCCAGAGUGCAUUCAAGCCACGCCCUUUAAACGGCAAUAUAUGCUAAUGAGCAUUGAAUGUUUUUUAUGUAACCUUCAUUUAUGUUCAUCAGUAAUUUUCACACACCAACUGCUUUUAUACAGAGAUGCUUUCUAUUUUUAACAUUAUGGUGACCUGAAUGUCAUUUCAAUAUACAUUUAUUCAACAGAGAAGCAUGUUUUGUAAUGGUUUAAGCUGCAUAUUUAGCUAUUAAUAUAUUUAUUUCAAAUCAUUCAUUAAGAGUGCUUUAGGAUGAUUGCAUUGUGUGAUAAUAUUUAUUUUCAAGACUGUACAACAUGUGGGAAAUGUUUGCUAUUUUAGAGUACUGCUAUGGAUGAAGGAUAUUCAUUUAGUUUGAGCACUUUCACUGCCCUUGAUUGUAUACCCUGCUGUUUUUAUCAACCAGGUACUAUAGUGCUUAUAGUGUGAAAUAUACUGUACAUACUGCAUCUAUAGUCUCUGAGCUCUUUAUUAUGGCCUUUCCUGUGCCUACAACAGCUUUCUCAGUACAUGUUGCACAAAAUAUAUCAGUCAAAAGAAACAACCUGUACUGUAGAUUUAAUGCUGAAGGUUUUAAUAAAGAGAUAGUUCAACCUAAAUGAAA